This is a messenger RNA of Homarus americanus (American lobster), 5881 nucleotides long. RefSeq names its product cyclic AMP response element-binding protein A-like. Gene Ontology annotation, biological process: regulation of transcription by RNA polymerase II. The record is from RefSeq and is a predicted model, not a curated record. Gene Ontology annotation, molecular function: cAMP response element binding; DNA-binding transcription factor activity, RNA polymerase II-specific. Lineage: Eukaryota; Metazoa; Arthropoda; Malacostraca; Decapoda; Nephropidae.
GAGGCGGUGAAGGCGGCAGGAAUGAUCCCGUGGACUAACAAGGAGGCAUUGAAGGCAGCGAGUGAGCUGGACUGGUCUGGAAUGCUGGAAAACGGCGGACUGGGCGGUGCUGCUGGGGUGGUACUCAACGACAGGCUCAUGACGGAGGCCUCCCUAGGGGUCAUCUCCCAGCUGAGCUCCCUGGGGUCCCUGGGGUCACUCAGCACCAUCCUAGCGGCCCAUCAACAGGAAACACCCACAGUCAAGGUCGAGCACUCCUACAGUCUGACUGCUGACCGGGGGGAACCUGGCUCUCCUCUCUCAGAUUUGGAAAGUGAAUGCUUCCCUGCAAUCCCAAUCUCAGAGGCAGAGGGCAUUGUCUCCACCCCCAACACCUCUACCACCACCACCACUACCACUCCUGCCUCUACCAUUAGAUCUGCCAUUUCAAACAUUGUCAAAGAUGGCAGUGAUAAAACUCCCUCACCUACCAGCUGUGUCGUCACAUCAACACAGGCUAAUUUGUCCACAUCUAUCAACUCCUUCCGCAAAACUGUAGCGCCAUCCCCUCUAUCACCACUACUGUCACAGCCACCUUCACCAGAGGGCAGUGGCAAUGAUGCUUCAGCCUCGAGUGGGUCCCCUUCUAACACUGUCGUCAAUGUGUCCUCCAUCAAGACAAACAUGGGUUUGAUGCGUCCCAGCGCAGUGGUUGUAACACAGCGGAGUGGUCCACCAGUGGUCCACUCCUCAGCUUCACGCCUUGGACUAAAUUCCCUUACACUGAGGCUUCCAACCACGUCCACCUCUUCCAUUAGCAGCUCCAGCUCCUCUGAUGCUGGCUUUUACAUGCCACCAACUCCACCCUCAUGCUCAAGUAGUGACAGUGAAUGUGGAAGCCAGUCUCCAACCCGCACUCCCCCAUUGUACGAGACACUCACACCACAGUUCUGCAACCCACGGAAAAACACAUCAAGAAUAAUGGUGUCUUCACGUCACCCUAUCAACACACCCCUAAUCUCAACCCAACCUAAAGGUGCAACUGGAGCCCUAAACUUGACAGAGGAGGAGAAACGUACACUCUUAUCUGAGGGUUACAACAUUCCUAGCAGACUACCACUUACAAAGGCAGAAGAAAAGUCCCUAAAGAAAAUAAGAAGAAAGAUAAAGAAUAAAAUCUCAGCACAGGAGUCACGACGUAAAAAGAAGGAUUACAUGGAUGCUUUAGAGCGCAAAGUAGAAAAACUAAACACAGAAAACAUUGACUGUAAACGACGCAUAGAAGUUCUACAGAAUUCCAAUUCUCAGCUAAUGUUGGAACUGCAACGUCUUCAGAAUGUGGUUGAACAAGAAGAAAAAUUUCGAAUUAGAUCAUCACCCAUAGCAACUCUUCUUGCCUAAAAGUGGUGAGAAUCGCCAGAUAUUCCACUACAUGGUUUGUAGUUGGUUCAUCAUUCAUUUCCACAUUCAUCUGCUUCUCUAAAAGAUUUCAUUAAGGUAAAAAUCUCAAUGGUUCUUUCAUGACAAGUGCCUUUCCCUUGGACCCAAGUGGCAUUAUUAUUACCUGAAUAAGGAUAUGAAUCAGGCUGUCUCGAUGCAUUCCACGACAAUGAAGUUCAUAUUUACUGUUGUGUACUGUAGUAUGAUUUAGGAUAAUUCUGUUUGAGAUCCUGAUUAAAUGUAUAUAAUUUAUGAAAAUGGUUUUAUAGUAGGCUAGACAAGUUUGACAGUGUAGGAGUUUAGGUUGUUGAAGAGGUUUUAGAGUUUAACUGUGAAUUUUUUGAGUGUUGUACAGAGAUGAUUUAAGAAAUAUUAGGGUGAUGACAAUACUGUAUUGUAUGAUUGAAUGCCUCAUUGUUUACUGUUAAUACUGUACAUUACUCUAUUGGUUUCUGAUGGUGGAAACUAUCACCAACAUCAUUAAUUACAGUAUAAUGUGUGAAUGAAAAACUUUGGACUGGAUUUUCAGGAAUAGAAAUAAAUUAAUGUGUCAUUCCUGAAUAUUACAGAUAAAAUAAUGCAUCCAUCUCAAUAUUUUAUAGGGUCAAGGUGUGGAUUUAUAUAAAGAGUAGAGACUGAAUUGUCUAUCUCAUAAGAUCUACUGAAAAUUAAUAUGGUACAAUACCAUAUUGUUGUGAAAAUUUAGGAUGCAUUUUAUCUCUUAUUUGCCAUCAUAAGCUAGAGUUUAACUGGGCUUGUUAUGUGUUGUCUCUGCACAAAUAUCUAACAAUACAAUGUUUUCUUUCUGAUAUAAAUACUGUAAACAUUUUUUUACUGAAGAUAACCUGCCUUGUUUUCAAAGUACGUAUCUGAGGAGCCCAAUGUGACAUGAGUGAGAUGAUCAUUUUUUGUGAAAUUUUUGCUGCAUAACAGUAUUUAAUUCUUUAUUUUUCUAAAGAAUAAUUCUUCGAUAGAAUAGUCUGAGGCAAUUUUCUGCCUACUGAAGGUACAAUGUAUGGAAGGUAUAGUAAUCUGUGAUUAACAGCGCUGAAUAUCAGAGUACGUAGUCAAACUACCAUUUGCCUUAAUGUUAUUAUGAGGAUCAACUGAAGCUCUUUUAGUAAAGUACUUCUGAGCUUACGAAGCCAUAUCCUCAUACAGUACUUACGGUAUAUUUUUAGGUACAGAACUAGUAAAUACAGUACAGUAUAUAUUUUUAGAUUUUGUUUCAUGAAAAUAUGAUUAGCAGAAUAGUAAAGAAUAUGGAUUUAAUGGAUUAGCUUAGAUUUGUGUUCAUACACUGGCUCAUUUAGACACAAGAUAAUGAGAAAGAUAUGACAAAUAUUUCAGGGAAUUAGCCUAAACCAAUGGGAUUUGUUAUAGACAAUUAUUAUGAAGUGUUGGGUACCAUAAUUAUAUAGUAUGUAUUACUGUAAAUUAUGCCAUUGCAAUUUAAUACAGGUAUUCAUUAUAUCCUAAGGGACUACUGCAUUAUGAAUAAGAUACACAAAGCAUUAGUUCAGAAUUCCCAUGAUUUACGUGAAUGUAAUAGUAAAUCAUCAUACAAUAAUAAUUUAUUUAAUUCUUCUGAGUAUACCAGUUUACCACACUGUUAUGGGGAUAGCAAUGCACCGUUAAGAAUGUACGGAUCACCUGUUAUCCAGAUAUAAAUAUGACUUGCUAAAGUAGGUCAUGUAUGGUUAUCAGAUACAGUACUGUAUAAGCUUCAUAUUAUGUCUAGAGUGAUAAUCUCAUAAUAAUUCUGAUACAGUAUAUAGUUUAUCCCUUCAAGUCAAGGCUGAGAGUUGAAUGCUGUACUAUUAGCGAGAUUUUUUCUAAUUUACAGAUAAUGAUAUCAAAAUUGUCAUCAGUUUGUUCAACACACACUCAUUAUCCCACACUCACCCAGGUGGUACAGUACAUUGUGACUUCCCCAAACAUUUAUAUUAUUGACCACAUCCACACCUCCAAGUUUUAGCUGUACGGGCAUCUCCCGAUCUACGAUACUCCGCUUUAACAAUGGUGAUGUAUUAAGACCACCCCCUAUCUACAAUGUAAACAAUCUGCAUGAGUGAUGGUAAUUGUCUGGCCAAAGCACUUUACAAUCCCCCCCCCCCAAAAAAUAGCAAAAAUCACUUGUCACCAAAACAGAGUACAAUGUGAACAUUAAUGAUGUCCUCUCACUGUAAGGUAAAAAAAAAAACUGAUGAUUAGUUGAAUUACACAUCUCGGCCAUGUGGCAUCACCAUAGAAGAUACUACUGUAGUGCACCAGGUGGCUGCAUGUCGGCACUCAUGCUUGUUGUUGUCAACAUGAGUGCCGCCAUACAGCCACCUGGUGUACCAAGCUAUCCUCUAUGGUGAUGCCACAUGGCCGAGAUGUGUAAUUCAAUGAUUAUCAGUCAGUAUCAGUAUUGUUACUUAUCAUCUUUUUUCUUGUUUUUUACAGUGAGAGGAUAUCACUCACAUUCACACUGUACAGUGUACUUUGUUUUGGUGACUGUGAUGUGAUUUUUUUUUUUUUUUUUGUGACUGUAUACUGUACUGCUUUGUUGCUCGUUGUCAACCUGUGAGCAGUGGUGGCCACUAUCAUUGUUUUUACAUUUUGUGAUAAGGUCAUUCACUUUUUUGUGACUGAAGUGAGCAGGAUUCUUAAUGAUGUGGUGAGUGUUGUUUAAUUGUUUUAUGUAUAUUAUUAGUGUAAGAAUUCUUUUUUCGGUGAUACAAGCAGGUGUUGGACUGGCUGGGAACGUAUCCCAUUGAACCCCAUGUUAUAAUGAUCCCGAUCUAUGAUAUUUCACAUAGCAAUGGGUUUUCAAGAACGUAACCCUAUCAUAAAUAAGGGGAUACCUGUACCUGUACAGUUUUCUUGCACAUCUCUCCCAUAUCAUAAUUCCCUCUUACUUUGAGGUUUCCAUAUCCCUUGAUCCACCUCACUUAAAAGUAGGAAAUGAAUAAACAGUCACUCAAGCAUCAACAAUGAACAUAUUUGUUAUUAAUUCUACUUACCAAUAGGGCUUGGUAAAUAAUUGAUGUAAACUCUUUAUGCAACAAAAAGUUAAAUUGUGUUGAAAGGUUAAUGGUUUGUUCAGUUGGCAUAACAAGAGGGGACAAGAAACAAAUAGAGGUUUAUAAAGUACAGUAUACAAUUACAGCGGACACUAUCUUUGAAGGGUAAUAUGACAAAAAUAUGUAUAGGUAGUAAAUCACCUUGUAGGGAUGCCCUAGCUUGUAUGUGAUCAGGAAAAUUAAAUAAAAUAUGAAAGGCAAUCCCAAUCUGGUGUAGUCAAAUGACUGAAGCAUGUUUGACUCCUGGCUCCCUCUUUCUUUAUAGAAAUGACUUUAAUCCAGGUAAUCAAAGGAAUUUGCCUUUUGACAUUCUGAAACUUUCCUGAAAGUUCAUUUGCAGAGAAUUAUGGAGAAUCAUGUCAGGUAUAAAUAUACCAUUAAUAUGAAAAUAUAAUGUUUUUUCUCAAGAGAUCUCCGAUAGAUAGUAUGAAACUUCUAGCAAAGAUGAUAUCUUAAGAUAUGUAUUUUAAUCACAAUUAGUUUUAUUGUUUUCAAUGAUUUGGAUUGCCACUUCAAAUUAUCCUCUACAUUUUGAAAUGUAGAAAAUCUUUUCACUUUCAUUUGCUUCAUACUGUAUGAUGUUAGAUAGGUCAGGAUAGGGUAUAGAAUGCCUUCAUUCUAAUGCUGCCUUGUUAGUCAUGUAUAAAUGUACAAAGAUAAUAUUUAUAAGAUUGAAGCAUUUAUUCUGAUAUUUUAAGAAUUGAGAAUAAGGCUAUGAUUAUUUUAAGGUUAAUGAUGUAUAGACAAGUGGACCAACCAUGUCCAUCACAUUUGGGAAACACUUUUAUUGCUUUUAUUGUUAUUUAGAAAGGUGUUUUCAGUGUGACUGUUUUAAAGCUGCUGUUCUGCUUGAAUUUUAGUGCUUUAGAGUUGUAUGAUUUACUACUGAAUGUCAUAAAUUUAUAUUGUGUCAAGGAACAUUUCUGAGUAUUUUUCACAUAUUACAUUCAAUUGUAUAAGUCUAAAGCAUUUUUGUGUCUUAAAGCAGAAAGUAUCUUGUGUCACUACGGUGCAAGUACAAUAAUAGAAUUAUAUGUUUGUAUUAUUUUUGGCCAAAGUGCAAUGUCAAGGUGUUGUGAGGAUUAUGUAUGGUUGGGAGUGCAGCUGUUGGUUACAAGAACAGUCUCGGUGUUCAUACAAUGCAAUUAUUUACUCACAUCUUGAUUCUCUGACACUUAACAAUUUUAUAGAUGCUUCUAUUAUAAAAUAUAAAAUAUUUUUGCACAAAAGGAUUAUAAAAGAAGCACAAAAGCAGAAGUUGCUAAAAGUUACAUUGUGAAUCAAGCCUAUUUUCUGUAUUUUAAUAAUAGCAGUGUUUGACAUUAGAAACUUGUUGCUCUACCCAUUUCUGUCCCACCAUCUCACUUGUGUGACAAUAUACACACAUCAAAUUU